GGGGGCGGCCCGGGGGUCGCGGCCGCCGCCUGUGAGCCGCCCUCUCUCUUUCAGAGGCCGUACGUCUGCCAGCACGAGGGCUGCGGGAAGGGCUUCACCAGGGACUGCCACCGCGCCCGGCACUUCCUCACGCACUCCGGGGAAAGGCCCUUUGCGUGCACAGCUGAGGGAUGCAAUCAGAAGUUUGGAACAAAAUCAAACUUAAAGAGACACAUUCAGCGCAAGCAUGAAAAUCAGCACAAACUGUAUUCGUGCAACUUUGAAGGCUGUGACAAGUCUUUCAGGAAACAUCAACAACUGAAAGUUCACCUGUGUCAGCACACCAAUGAACCACCCUUCAAAUGUGAUCACAAAGGAUGUGGAAAGAAUUUUUCUACUCCAAGUAGGCUAAAGCGGCACAAGAAGAUACAUAAAGGCUAUGCGUGCAAGAAAGAAAACUGCUCAUAUAUUGGAAAAACUUGGACUGAACUUCUGAAACAUAAUAAAGAAAGCCAUACAGAGCCAAUUGUUUGUACAGAGUGUUCUAAAACAUUUAAACGCAAAGAUUACCUCAAGCAGCAUAAAAAAACACAUGCUGCGGAGAGGGAAGUCUGCCGAUGCCCAAGAGAAGGAUGUGACAGAACUUACACAACUCUGUUUAACCUUCAAAGCCAUAUCCUCUCUUUUCAUGAGGAGCUGAAACCAUUCUCUUGUGAUCAUCCAGGCUGUGGAAAAGUAUUUGCAAUGAAGCAGAGCCUAGCAAGGCAUGCAGUUCACCAUGAUCCUGAAAAGAGAAAGCUAAAAGCAAAGCGUUCUCGUCCUAAGAGGAGCUUAGCCUCUCGUCUGAGUGGGUACAUUCCCCCUAAACCACAGCCAGGAAAAGAUGUGGUUGUAACAGAAUGCAAGACAACGGAUCGGCCCAUGGAGAAUGAAAUACCAACUGUUGAAAUUCUGACUCUGCAGUAAAAGUUAACUGCAAAUUUCCUUCAUGGAAUGACCAGAGCAAAGCCCAGCAAAAAAACCUUUAUUUUAUAGUCCUUUUUUUUUUUAAAUAAUAUCGUUUUUACCUCCUUAUAAAGUCUUUAAUGCAA
Messenger RNA from Numida meleagris (helmeted guineafowl), 1070 nucleotides. RefSeq names its product general transcription factor IIIA (gene GTF3A). Gene Ontology annotation, cellular component: nucleus. The annotation marks the transcript as partial. The transcript is spliced from 8 exons. Lineage: Eukaryota; Metazoa; Chordata; Aves; Galliformes; Numididae. The record is from RefSeq and is a predicted model, not a curated record.